CAGCCUGGCGGGCUUUUCUCUUGCAUGUGCGCUUAUGCCUGAAGACUGCCUGGAGGAGGAGGAGCAUGAGGACGAGGAAGAGGAGAAGCCCAGACCCAAGCUCACUGCCCCCAAGAUCCCUGAAGGGGAGAAGGUCGACUUCGAUGACAUUCAGAAGAAGCGUCAGAACAAGGACCUCAUGGAGCUUCAGGCCCUCAUCGACAACCACUUCGAGGCUCGCAAGAAGGAGGAGGAGGAGCUGAUCGCCCUCAAGGAGAGGAUUGAGAAGCGCCGAGCCGAGCGGGCAGAGCAGCAACGUAUCCGUGCGGAGAAGGAGCGUGAGCGUCAGAACAGGCUGGCGGAGGAGAAGGCCCGCCGGGAGGAGGAGGACGCCAAGCGCAGGGCGGAAGACGACAUGAAAAAGAAGAAAGCCCUGUCAUCCAUGGGCGCCAACUACAGCAGCUACCUGGCCAAGGCCGACCAGAAGCGUGGUAAGAAGCAGACAGCCCGUGAGAUGAAGAAGAAGAUCCUGGCUGAGAGACGCAGGCCCCUCAACAUUGACCACCUGAGCGACGACAAGCUGAGGGACAAGGCCAAGGAGUUGUGGGAAACCCUGUACCAACUGGAGGUGGACAAGUAUGAGUUUGGGGAGAAACUGAAACGUCAGAAAUACGACAUCACCAACCUCAGGAGCCGCAUCGACCAAGCACAGAAGCACAGCAAGAAGGCGGGAGCGGCAGCCAAGGGCAAGGUCGGCGGGCGCUGGAAGUGAGGCCGGCUGCUGCCGUGAGACCGGGGCGGAGACCCUUACCGGGGAGGCCCCCGGACCCCCUGGAGCACUCCGUCUCUGCCCUCUGACCCCUGGGUCUGUGAAUAAAGUGACCGCUCUGUG
Messenger RNA from Erinaceus europaeus (western European hedgehog), 871 nucleotides. It is a transcript of the gene TNNT3, whose product is annotated as troponin T3, fast skeletal type. The record is from RefSeq and is a predicted model, not a curated record. Gene Ontology annotation, biological process: regulation of muscle contraction; sarcomere organization; muscle contraction. The coding region runs from base 35 to 751 and encodes 238 amino acids. Gene Ontology annotation, molecular function: troponin C binding; troponin I binding; tropomyosin binding. Gene Ontology annotation, cellular component: troponin complex. The transcript is spliced from 10 exons. NCBI's taxonomy places the organism in Eukaryota, Metazoa, Chordata, Mammalia, Eulipotyphla, Erinaceidae.